Molecule: messenger RNA, 834 nt
Organism: Saccostrea cuccullata (small rock oyster)
Lineage: Eukaryota; Metazoa; Mollusca; Bivalvia; Ostreida; Ostreidae
Exons: 2
Coding region: 1-834 (277 amino acids)
Molecular function (GO): protein binding
Source: RefSeq, a predicted model, not a curated record
AUGGAGAAAUUAGAGGAACUCCAAACGACCGUACACCUCCAAAGUGAUCGCAUUUCUCAGUUAGAGGUGCAGAACCGGAACUUCGAAAAACUUAUAGCCAUCGAUCUCCACAGCAACGAAAACAAGCAAGAUGAACGGAUUUCUAUUCUAGAAAAGCAGUACUUGCGUUUAGAUAAAAUUUUGUUAAAACAUUCGAAGGACAUUUUAGCUGAGAAAAUAUUGAAUAGGACCACAAAGAAAACGAUUUCCAUGUUUCUGAGGAGACAGUAUGUCCAUGAGAAACUAUACAGGGGACUAAAAAAUCGAGUGCAAAAUGUUAUACAUUUCCUGAGGGAAAAGUCCUCCUUCCCUAAUGCCGUCAUCAAACACAAAGACAGUUUGACAAGAAAAGAGCGAUUGCUUGCUCCUGUGACAACUUCUUCAUCACAUGAAAACAUUGUUGCUUUCUAUGUGUAUUUAUCAAAGGAUAUUCCAUCUCCCAGCGCACACCAUAUCCUCAUAUUUGAUUCAAUAAUCACAAGUGCUGGAAAUGCCUACCAUCCUCAUUAUGGAACAUUCAUAGCGCCUCGAUCUGGUCUUUACGUGUUUACAUGGACAAUAAGAAUGGCUGGAGCAUCAGAUCACACAGUCGAAUUGCUGAUCAAUAACAAUUUUGUUGGGUCGACGUAUCUAAACUCAGGUAAUACUAUAGAUGGCAGUGUUACUGGUACUGUGGUGGUACACGUUAACCAGGGAGACGAUGUGCUUAUGAGAACGGGUGGAACAUACAACAGUGGUAACAUUAUAAGUAACCCUGCUGGAAAAUCAUCGUUUGCAGGGUGGUUAUUAGGUUAA